GCUGAGACCGUCUGAGCGGAUGUCUGUUAACAAAAUAGGCGCCGAUUGCUGAGUCUUCGCUGCCCGGAGGUGAAGCUCAUCGACGCGGCCGCUGGAGCUCCACCGGAGCGGGAUGCCGACGCGCUGACGCCGGUGGGGCCGCGGUGCUUUCACUUCGGAUGGGAGCUCCGAGCCAGAGACGAUAAAUCAGGGAGAAAGCGAAGGGCCAGCUAGAUCCGGUUUGAAAAUUAAGAAGAAGAAAAAAAAGAGCCCGGAGAGCGGAAAGGGAAGAGUGGUCGUGGCGGCGGCAUGUUCUGAUCCCAGAGCCGACAAGCGGCCGCGGCUGGCGGGAUGAAGGCUCCAGGGAGACCCGGGCGGACGCUGCUCCUUCCCCGGCUCUUCAUCGGUGGACUGGGUCUUCUCACAGCUGCCUGGAUCUGUCCCUUCAGCGAGCCUACAGGCUCUCAUGGCCAAACAGUGGGUGAUGGCAUGCUCUUAUCCAAGAGACAGAUCCUGCAAAAAGAAGAUAAUCAGACUAGCUCCAGAUCUGCCAUAAACGAGUUUCCAGAGGACAUCUUCACUCUGGAUCAGAGGAGACAGGGAGCCGUGCUGCUUCACGUUCUCUGCGCGAUCUACAUGUUUCACGCGCUGGCCAUAGUGUGUGAUGUUUACUUUGUGCCGUCACUGGAGAAAGUGUCAGAGAACCUUCAUCUCAGUCAGGAUGUCGCUGGGGCAACCUUCAUGGCAGCUGGAAGCUCCGCCCCCGAACUCUUCACAUCACUGAUUGGGGUGUUCAUCACAAAGGGAGACGUUGGUGUGGGAACCAUUGUUGGAUCAGCCGUCUUUAACAUCCUUGUCAUUAUUGGCCUCUGCGGCAUCUUCUCUGGACAGCCCAUCUCCCUCAGCUGGUGGCCUUUGUUCCGUGAUGCUGUUUUCUACAUCAUCUCCAUAGUGGUGCUUAUUCUGGUGAUCUAUGAUGAAAAGGUGUUGUGGUGGGAAACCAUCAUCCUGAUCUCCAUGUAUGGGAUUUAUAUAAUCAUCAUGAAGUUCAACAGACCUCUGUGUUGCCUGAUGGAGAGACACUGCAGCGUGGAGGGUCAGCCGUGCCUGAGCAGUUUCAGACGGACCACCGCCGUAGGAAACGCCGGGGACUGUGAAAACGACACGGUGCCGCUGAAGCCAGACUCAUGUGUGGUGGCCGGUCAGGACUCAGCAGUGGUGAUGGUGGACGAGCUACUGAACCUUCACCCCCAGCAGCUCUCCUUCUCAGAGAGGCAGAGGCUGAUCCGGGCUCGGGUGAGCCCAGAGGAGGCGACGGCUGCGGGGGAGGAGGUUUUAUCCCCAAGUGGAACUUGGAGGAGAGAGAACGGGACGAUGGCCGAGGGGGACAGGCAUCUGCAGGAGGGAGAGAAGGACACGGGUAAAGAGUCAGCGGGGGAGACGGGGGGGAGUUCACAGCAAGAAGAGGAGGAGGAGGAAGAGCAGGAGAAAGGAGAAGAGGAGGAGAACGCCUUCAGACCUUUUAUCCUGCCAGAUGGCCCAGGCAUGCGACUGAAGUGGCUCCUGUCCUGGCCCGUGAGCUUCCUGCUCCACUUCACCAUCCCCGACUGUAGCCAGCCGCGGUGGGAGCGCUGGUACCUGCUCACCUUCCUGGCCUCCACGCUCUGGAUCGCCCUCUUCUCCUACCUCAUGGUCUGGAUGGUGACCAUCAUCAGCUACACGCUCGGGAUCCCAGACGUCAUCAUGGGCAUCACUUUCCUUGCAGCCGGCACCAGCGUUCCCGACUGCAUGGCCAGUCUCAUCGUCGCCCGACAAGGAAUGGGCGACAUGGCCGUGUCCAACUCCAUUGGCAGUAACAUCUUCGACGUGCUGCUGGGCCUGGGCUUCCCCUGGGCUCUGAGGACUCUCAUCGUCAGCUACGGAUCGGUGGUGACAAUCAACAGCAAAGGCCUGGUGUACUCUGUGGUUCUGCUGCUGGCCUCGGUCUCCCUCACCGUUCUGUGCGUCCAUCUGAACCGCUGGAGGUUGGACCGCAGGCUGGGCCUCUGCCUGCUGCUGUUUUACGCCAUCUUCCUCCUCUGCUCUGUCGGCUUUGAGAAGCUGUAGAGGAACACGCAUACACACACACACACACACACACACACUGUCCCACACAGACCAGGAGCCUGAUUAGUUUGAACCCUUCACUGCUGCCAUUAAACAGACAUUUCAUUAAUUAAAUCCUCACAGUGGCUGUUUAAGCAGCAUCACUGUGACACCAGGUGUCUGUCAGUUAUGUUUACCUUUGAUAAACAAGUGUUUUAAAGUUUUGUACCGAAGCACCUUCAGCACACGUUUUGUGAAAUCAAACCCAGCUGCACUUAACGUGUCACAACAAAGUUUAAAUAUAAAGUGUUGAAUUUGUAUCCCUGCACCCCGAAAGCGUGUCGGUUUUGGGCACCUCAAAGAUAUUAUGUGUAAGAUUAUAUAGUUGCUUCUCAGUUUGUGCUCCCGCUUCCUGUUUAGUGUCACGGUUUUUGUCACACCUCUGUGGCUGUAAAUGGUCCAGCAUGGCUGAUAGGCACACUGCAGAUAUUUGCACUAAGUCUCUGUCGCCCCCUCCUUCAAAAGCCUCUGGGCAGAAGUGGUUUUGAGUGUCUGCUCGGUGAGUCCUCGAGUGCAGUUCUUCUUGAGGUACGAGUGCAAUAAAACCCUUUGUUCUGCAA
Austrofundulus limnaeus is the source of this 2684-nucleotide messenger RNA. RefSeq names its product solute carrier family 24 member 6a (gene slc24a6a). Gene Ontology annotation, cellular component: plasma membrane. Gene Ontology annotation, molecular function: calcium channel activity; calcium, potassium:sodium antiporter activity. The record is from RefSeq and is a predicted model, not a curated record. The transcript is spliced from 17 exons. Gene Ontology annotation, biological process: calcium ion transmembrane transport; intracellular calcium ion homeostasis. NCBI's taxonomy places the organism in Eukaryota, Metazoa, Chordata, Actinopteri, Cyprinodontiformes, Rivulidae. The coding region runs from base 331 to 2085 and encodes 584 amino acids.